This is a messenger RNA of Paramacrobiotus metropolitanus, 1541 nucleotides long. RefSeq lists its product as uncharacterized. Lineage: Eukaryota; Metazoa; Tardigrada; Eutardigrada; Parachela; Macrobiotidae. The transcript has 2 exons. The coding region runs from base 344 to 1393 and encodes 349 amino acids. The record is from RefSeq and is a predicted model, not a curated record.
AAGCGGUGGUGUUAAAUGGGGACAAGUGCUGUUUGCUGGUUGUCGACGGCAUAAUUAUUCUGUUGUCAAUAAACGUAUAAAUACUUAUUACCAGCUUCUCGGCGUGUUUUUCCCAAAGCGACGCUGUGAACCGUAGUAAUUCUUUGUUGAGUGCUGCACCGCACCGAUUCUCCGGAUCUCACCGCUGUUGCUCCAAUAACAACAUCAUUGUGAUAAUUUGUUAGUCGCAUCUGAAGUAUAAUUUUGCACAAUCUAGGAUUCUGUUUGUCUUGUGCAACUUAACACCACGUUGCAUAUGCUUUUGAGAAAGCUGUUGACAGCUUUACACACGUGUUGAGGGAUUAUGGCGUUUAAAAAUUUUUUGAUUGGACUUGGAUUGAUUACCGGUGCGAUUUGCGCCGUCGUCCAGCCGGAUGAGGAAAGCACAGAGCGGAACAAACUGGAAACCGAAUGCGGCAAUCCAUCCGCCGCCAUUCUCCAAAUCUCCGGGCCUCCCUUGACCUCUGACCUUUACCCAUUCCGCACCGACGUCCUCUCCAAAGAAGAAUGCAACAGUUACGCGAAGAUCGCCUGCGGUGAUGGAAAAUACGAUUACUGCCGCACGGAUCUUGAUUGGGAGACCUCCAAGAUUUUCAAAUCGUACUACACCAUCGGCUGCGGAGCCGGCGGCGACCGUCCCUCCAUCACGACCUACACCAAAAAUGUGAGCCAGAUCAGCCCGAAUCGUGCCGUGGUGGUGGAGCUGCAAGAGCGCAACGACGCGAUGGAUCCGAUCGACAGCGACACCUUCGAGGCCAUCCGCAACCAGGUCAUCGAUCUCCGCAUUCGAAAAAGCGUCACCCCGCAGAUUACCUUCAAGAUCCGCAAUAUCGGUAACCUCCCGAAUCUGGUUAACCUGGAUAUCGCGCAGGGAUUGGGUUUGGUAGUGAAGAAGGACGAUUUCUCCAAUAUGCCGACGGUUAGAAUGAUCUCUUUUUCCGGAUCGACCAUCGCCGAUUUGGAUCCCUAUACAUUCACGGAUUUGCCGGAUCUCCUUAACCUAGCGCUGGAGCGACAUGUCGUCAUCGGGCUGGCGGCGUUGGAAGGUCAGCAGCUGUCGACGAUCCAAGUGCCGAAGUUGACAAAAACGGACCUGGAGCACAUUAAGAAGCUGCACUGUGAUUGCUCAUCGUCGUGGCUGCGAAAUCAUCUCAAGAGGAAGCCGUAUCUGACGGAUGCUAAGAAAAAGGGAGAGGUGGCGACCGUUGGAAACUAUUUCCUGCCGGCGGAGAACUGGAGCGCGUGGCCGGACAAUCUGAGAGUCGAUUGUAGCAAAGAAAUUGGUAGCAAGAAUGUCGCAGUGUAUGAUACUGAGUUCUCCUACCAGACCUCAUGCUACGAUCUGAUUUGUUAACUGUUAUUAGCCAGGUUGCCUUCUAUGUGCUUAUAAGUAUUGGAGUGUUAUUGAUUUAAUUUUCUUAUUAUUCAGAGCAUCUUUGAAACUCAAGUUUAGCGGGUCACAGAGAAACCGGUGUUAAAUAUGUUAUAUAAAUAUAACCGAA